GUGUCAAAUAUUUACUUUUGUCAUUUUAUUUCUUAUACAAAAAAAUUUAUAUUUAUUUUUUACAAUGCCUGAUUUGGUAGUGAGAACAGAUAAUAUUCAAGUGACCCUUUCCGCUUCCCGCAUUAUAUUUAUUAUAUUUGUAACAAUUUUGUUCAUGAUAACAUCCAGGCUUUGGAAAUUCACAAAGAAGAGAAUCAGGAGAUUGAUGAGAAAAAUGAAAGAUUCAGCUAUUUACAAUAUGGAAUGCCCAAUUUGUUUGAAUCCUCUACAAACACCUGUUAAAUCAGAUUGCGGACAUGCUUUCUGUAUAGAAUGUCUGUACACAUUUUGGGAAGAGCCUUCUUGGAAAAGCAUAUGUUCUAUUUGUCGGGCUCCAUUGGAAAAUCUUCGUCUAGUUGAUUUUUCAGGAUAUUGACUAUACUGAUCAAGAAAGAAGAGAACUGGAAAAUAAAAUCUAUAUAAUAUCAAGUGAUUCCUUCCAUCAUAAUAAUUGGUCUCCAAUCCCAGCCUUUGCUGCUAGAGUCUUUGUAAUUCUAUUAUGGAUUUCAGUCUGUGUACAUGUCGAUUAUCUACUAAAAUAUUCAGAUGAAGUAUACAAUUCAUUUUAUGUAUUCCCAAAACAAAUGGUGAAUAAAACAGAUAUUAUUGUUUGAA
This is a messenger RNA of Diorhabda carinulata, 654 nucleotides long. RefSeq names its product E3 ubiquitin-protein ligase RNF170-like. The transcript has 3 exons. The coding region runs from base 65 to 415 and encodes 116 amino acids. Gene Ontology annotation, biological process: ubiquitin-dependent protein catabolic process; protein polyubiquitination. Gene Ontology annotation, molecular function: ubiquitin protein ligase activity. The record is from RefSeq and is a predicted model, not a curated record. Lineage: Eukaryota; Metazoa; Arthropoda; Insecta; Coleoptera; Chrysomelidae.